AUGUCGUCCCCAAAAUUGGAUGUUCGCCAUAUCCAAGAUAUGAGCAAGGCGACAGCAUUAGAGCCUCAUUGGGGAUACUAUGAUCGCGCCCUCCCUUGCACCAGCGAUCCAGGAUCAUGCGAGUAUCUCGACAUCGUAUAUGAAUCCCAUGACCUGGGAAUGUUAUAUUCAGGCAUUAUGUGGUGUGUUAUUGGCGCAAUUUUGCUCCUCUGGGUCAUCCUGAACCAGUUCAAUACACCAACGAUAUCACCAGCACUGGCUGCGCCAAAACUCGCUGGGCUAUACAAAGUCCGCCGCUCUGUUGCUUCAUUAGCCCGGAAAUAUCUCUUGCCUGACGCAGCUCGGCUGAUCUUCGGCCGCACAACACGCCUUCAAGUGCUUACCCUCGCUCUGUUGGCUGGCUAUCUCUUGAUCUUCAGCUUUGUCGGCAUUCUCUACAACACAUGGGUCACCCCCGUCAAAAAGAUGCCCGGUGUAUACAAUACCCGCAACAGUAUCGGCCCAUGGUCAGACCGCAUCGGCACCCUGGCCUACGCCCUCACCCCACUCUCCGUGCUCCUAAGCAGCCGGGAGUCCUUCCUCUCUCUCAUCACUGGCCUGCCAUACCAGAGCUUCAACUUUCUCCAUCGCUGGCUGGGCUACAUCAUCUUCCUGCAAAGCUCCCUGCACACAAUCAGCUGGUGUGUCGUCGAACUAAGAAUGUACCAACCACAACCCACCGUUGGACUCGAGUGGGUCACUCAGACAUACAUCGUCUGGGGCCUCGUCGCCAUGAUCCUCCUACUCCUACUCGUCAUUCUGAGCACACCAUGGGGAAUCAGACUGACCGGCUACGAGACCUUCCGCAAACUCCACUACAUCCUCGCCAUGGUCUACAUCGGCGCCUGCUGGGCCCACUGGAAACAACUCAAAUGCUUCAUGUGGCCCUCCCUAAUCUUCUGGUUCCUCGACCGCGGCGCUCGUCUCGUCCGCACAGCCCUACUACACUAUCACCCCGACCACACCGGUACUCUCAAUCUGGGCUUCAAGCCCGCCGAAGCAACAAUCACCCGCUUCCCAGACACCGACCACGGAGACGUCAUCCGUCUCGACCUACACAACAACCAAGACCCCUGGUCCAUCGGUCAACACUACUACCUCUCCUUCCCGAAAAGCAGCAUCUGGCAAUCCCACCCUUUCACACCGCUCAACCUGCCCACCGUCUCAAAAGGCACGGUCCAACACUCCUACAUCCUCCGCGCAAAAAGCGGCGAAACAAAAAGGAUCGCCGACCUCGCAACCACAACACCCACAACACCCGUCAUCCUAACAGGUGCAUAUGGCGAGUCCAUUACAUCACACUUAACACCAUCCACCAAUAUAAUCUGCGUCGCCGGCGGGACCGGCAUCACCUACGUCCUGCCCAUUCUCCUCAACCUCGCCCGCGAACAGCCCUCCCCAGACCGAAAGGUCGAGCUCAUCUGGGCCGUCCGCCAUACGGCGAACACAGCCUGGAUAGCAGCCGAGCUGGAUCUGCUCCAGAAAGCGCGGAACAAGUUGAAUCUCGAGAUAAGAAUUUUCGCCACCCGAGAUGCGGGGAGUAAAACUCCCUCGAUUGAGAACUCCGAUGAGGAAAAUUGUAAUCUGGAGAUUCCAAAGGUCGAGGAGAAGGUGCAGGUUUCGCCUAAGUCUGUUUCUGCGUGUUGUGGAUGUGAGAAACCUCCUGGUAUUGAGAAGCUUGGUGGCGCGGCGGAUGAUGUUAGCAGACAUCCUGAUCUGCCGCAGUUGGUUAAUGGGUUCUUGGAUCAGACGGUCCGGGGUCCGACUAGUGUUUUUGCUAGUGGGCCUGGUGGGAUGAUUACUGAUCUGAGGGAUAUUGUUGCUUCUUGUAAUUCUGGUGGGAAGGUUUGGAGGGGAGAGGAGAGGUUUGAUGUCAGUCUUGUUUGUGAUGAUCGUUUGGAGUGGUGA
Molecule: messenger RNA, 1947 nt
Organism: Penicillium griseofulvum
Lineage: Eukaryota; Fungi; Ascomycota; Eurotiomycetes; Eurotiales; Aspergillaceae
Product: ferric reductase family protein
Exons: 1
Coding region: 1-1947 (648 amino acids)
Biological process (GO): iron ion transport; intracellular iron ion homeostasis; copper ion import
Cellular component (GO): plasma membrane
Molecular function (GO): ferric-chelate reductase activity
Source: RefSeq, a predicted model, not a curated record